Molecule: messenger RNA, 1200 nt
Organism: Fukomys damarensis (Damara mole-rat)
Lineage: Eukaryota; Metazoa; Chordata; Mammalia; Rodentia; Bathyergidae
Gene: Ch25h
Product: cholesterol 25-hydroxylase
Exons: 1
Coding region: 35-928 (297 amino acids)
Biological process (GO): cholesterol metabolic process; sterol biosynthetic process
Molecular function (GO): C-4 methylsterol oxidase activity; steroid hydroxylase activity; iron ion binding
Source: RefSeq, a predicted model, not a curated record
GCGAACUGUGGCAGCUGUCAGGCUCAGCCUCACCAUGAGCGACCACAACAGCUCCGAGCCCCAGGUCCUGUGCAGCUCGGACCGGCCGCUCCUGCAACCCCUCUGGGAUCGUGUGAGGACCUGGGAGGCGCUCGUCCAGUCGCCCCUCUUCCCGGUCAUCUUCGCGAUCGUCACCUACCUGGGUUUCUGCCUGCCUUUCGUAGUCUUGGACUUCUUGUGUCCCCGGGUGCCCGCGCUGCGACGCUACAAGAUCCACCCGGACUUCUCGCCCUCCGCGCGGCAGCUGCUGCCCUGCCUGGGACAGACACUGUACCAGCACCUGGUGUUCGUGUUCCCGGUGACGCUGCUCCACUGGGUCUGCAGCCCCGCUUUGCUGCCGCCCCAAGCCCCGGAGCUGCUGCAGCUCCUGCGCGACCUUCUGCUCUGCUUGCUGCUCUUCGACGCCGAGUUCUUCGCGUGGCACGUGCUGCACCAUAAGGUGCCCUGGCUGUACCGCACCUUUCACAAGGUGCACCACCAGAACGCGUCCCUGUUCGCGCUCGCCACUCAGUACAUGAGCGUCUGGGAGCUGUUUUCCCUGGGCUUCUUCGACCUGGUGAACGUCAGGCUGCUCCGGUGCCACCCGCUCACUGUUCUUACCUUCCACGUGGUCAACAUCUGGCUGUCAGUGGAGGACCACUCGGGCUACGACUUUCCGUGGUCCACGCACAGACUGGUGCCUUUCGGCUGGUACGGGGGCGUGGCGCACCACGACCUGCAUCACUCUCAGUUUAACUGCAAUUUCGCCCCUUACUUCACCCACUGGGACAAAAUACUGGGCACUCUGCGGGCCGCACCCCUCCCAGCGUGGUGCUGUAGCUGUGGCGGGUGCUCCUCAAACUCUGGGCUGCUGUGCGAUUCACGCUUGAAUCAGAAGAAACAUUCAUGAGCGUUUUAAAAAAAAUACGUUUUCUACUUUUUUAAUACUGGUAACUUAUUAACUGAUGAAAACUGACGAUAGAUAAAAUCUGAUCUAUUGUUGCAAUCUGACAGUAACUUAUACAGUGCUUGUAUAUCCACACAAUUAUAUUCUUGGUGUUAAAUUCUAGAUCAUUUCAAUAGCCUUGAGUCCUGGAUGGAAAUUAGACAUUCAUCACCGGCAUAUUUAAAUACUCUCUAAAAGGAUUUCUUACAAUAACAAAAACUCUCCUGUGUGUGAAA